Saccoglossus kowalevskii is the source of this 2042-nucleotide messenger RNA. Its product is annotated as C-type mannose receptor 2-like. NCBI's taxonomy places the organism in Eukaryota, Metazoa, Hemichordata, Enteropneusta, Harrimaniidae. The record is from RefSeq and is a predicted model, not a curated record.
GCGAAACAAGGUUCACAGCUGUCAUUACCACCAUGAACGUCAUCUUUGUAAUUCUGAUCUUUGCCAUGGGGCACACAUCUGUUAAUGGGGACGAUCUGGUUGAGGCAAACGAAGCGGGAGACGAAGCAUGUGAUGCAACAACCAAUGAUUGUUUUAAAUUCUUCCAUUCAACACGUGAGGAAUGGAGUGUAGCUAGAGAUAUAUGUGCCGAGGACGGAGGGCAACUACUCAACAUUGAUUCAGCAUCCCUACACAAGAAGAUCAGACAAUACAUCAACUCACAUCCAAAUAUAGAGAAUCCCGGUGGCAAUGGUUACUGGACUGGUACGAAUGACAUAGAGGAGGAGGGCGUAUUUCAGCUGAUCGACGGUACUCCUUUAACCUAUGCCGAUGGGUGGCAUUCUGAGAAACGUGGAAGGAGGAUAAUAACACAACCAAGCAAUACGGUUAAACAGGAUAUCAAUGGACAGGAUUGUGUCCAGCUAUGGAACCGUCCGGCCAAAAACUCAGUAUGGAAUUUCGACGAUGACUAUUGUUGGAAGCUUAAAUCCUUCAUUUGUGAAUAUACUGCCGUAUCACCGACAACGGAACAACUUAUUACGUCUGCGGCGCCACAGGAAGCUGUCCUACCUGAAAGUGUACCAGACAGGCAAAGGAUAUACCGGGCUUUCUACAUAGAUCUGAAUUGGCAGGACGCAAAAGAUGCGUGCGUGGAGGACGGUGGGGAGUUGGCAUCGCUACCAGACAUUAGUGCUCAUCAGAAAGUGAUGGAGGAAAUUGUCAGUGCUGGAGAUCACACGGAGGAACAGGGUAUACCAACAGUGAUUCCACCUGUAACGACUGAGCCAGAGGAAGAAGUGAAAUCGACAUACUGGGCACACUGGGGUAGCUACGAUUGGGAUACAACAAUAUCUAAAUGUGCGGAACACGGAGGAUACAGUGUAUCCAUUCCAAAUGCAGAGGCCCAGCGAGACCUAGAAAUUAAAAUUCUGACUGACACGGAACAUGUUCGAACUGUUGGAUAUUUCACUGGAAUUCAUCGAAUGCUGGAUAGAACAUGGGCAAAUGCAGAUGGGUCUCCGCUGACGUAUACUAACUGGGACGAUGGCUAUCCUGAUAGCGAAGACGAUGACUGCGUUUGGAUAUUCGUGGGUGGCAUUGCAGCUGCUUGGCUUCCAUCGUUUGGAAAAUGGAGGAAUCGACCUUGUAAUGACAGAUUGACAAUUGCCUGUCAAUAUGACGUCGACGAACGAGACACCGUGGUGCCCGAAGAGAGAUAUUACAAGGCUUAUUUAGAACCUAAAAGUUGGAAUUCAGCUAGGUCAUUUUGCAUCGAAAAUGGUGGAGACCUUGCCUCGGUCCCCGAUGAAGCUGCAUAUGCACAGUUGGUACCGGUACUUCUUGAAGAUGGCAUUUACACGGUGUCUGACUUUUUCUGGAUUGGGGUACGUCGAGGCGCUGGGGGCGUCUUCAAAGAUUUGAACGGAGAUGAACAGACAUACCUAGUCUGGCCGUCGGUGGGGAUAUUCUCUGAGCCACAACAUUACGAAUGUACAUCCGUUUGGACGAAGAAAGGAGUUUAUUGGCCUUACUACUGGAGAACUGUCUCUUGUUCAUCUCGUCAGGCUUUUGUGUGCGAGUUUCUCGCUGAACCAGACGAUGAGCAAGACUAUAACGACGAGGGGCAGACGGGCAGGUACCGUGUCUACCAUGAUGCAACUGACUGGGAAACAGCCAGAGGGCGGUGUCACGAAAGAGGCGGCGAUCUCGCAUCCGUUCCUAGCGCAGAUGACCAGGAAGAUAUCGCAAACAAAAUCGGGCUAUCGGAUUGGACAUAUCGUGGAUAUUGGAUUGGUAUUAAGAGAGAAGCACCCGGGAGUGUAUUCACAAACCUAGAUGGAACGAGACUGACUUAUAAUAACUUUUCAAGUAAUCCUUGGAUCGGAUAUCCUUGCGCGUAUAUCAGGUAUGGAACUUACAGCUACCAAGCAUGGUUACUAACUAAAGACGAGCUGUCCAAUGGAUACGUGGAUAUGAUGUAA